UAAUUAUCUUAGCAGCUUUUGACAAGAAAUAAAUUUAUAAACAUACUAUCUAGCUACUUCAAUUCAACAUAUAUAUUUCUGCAGGCCUAGCUAGGAGCAAUAUAAUGGCAGUCAUUUCCCAUCUUGGAGCUCUCAUUGUUUUGCUCUCAUUCCUCUCCUUGUUCCAUGAUUCAAGGGCUGCUAGGUUUUUAGGUGUCCUCAACCAUCAGCCUGCUGCAGAAAAAAGAUUUCACCUUCAAAGCCAGCAGACAACAACAGAAGAGAGACUGGACCAUAAUGGAGCUGCUAAUGAUGGAAAGGAAAGCGCUAAAGAAACUAAUGGUGAGCAUCUUCACCAUGAUGAAGAGAAGAACAAGAUCAUCAACAAUAAAUAUGGGGUUGCAAGUUCAUCUUCAGAAGCUUCAUCAGCUGUGAGUAAUUUGGCGGAUAAAAUGAUGAAGACGAAGAAGGAGAAGAAGAAAGAGGAGGAAGGGAAGGGAGAUGAAGUUAUAACAGAGGCUGCAGUUUUCAACUUGGAUUAUUUACCGCCAAAAACACACCCUCCUAUUCACAACUGAUGAAGUAAUUAAUUUAUUAACUGCAUGAUAAUGAGAGAGAUGGGAUCGGCGGUCAGUCGGUCGGUCAUCCAUGCAUGCAAAAAAUACGUAAUUAACUAAUUAAUUAGUAGACACUAAUAACGUAAUUAACAGACUAAUACUAAAGCAAAAAAAGACUAAUACUGAUAUAUAUGAUGAAUAUUACUCCCAAUAUUCAUUUUUACACACACUAAUUUCUUCUCUUUUUGUACUUUGAGGGACCAUAUAUAAGUAUAGUUUAGCAACAAUAUAUUAUAUGUAUUCCAAUUUUUACAGCAAUUUAACCCUUUGUAAAGCUUUCAGCAUACACCAUGCCGAUCCGGCAGAGGAGUUUUUGCUACAUAAUCCCUCUUUUUUGUACGAUCGAGUUACUCUUCUG
Molecule: messenger RNA, 954 nt
Organism: Cuscuta europaea
Lineage: Eukaryota; Viridiplantae; Streptophyta; Magnoliopsida; Solanales; Convolvulaceae
Source: the annotation of a GenBank genome assembly